Suillus plorans is the source of this 257-nucleotide messenger RNA. RefSeq lists its product as uncharacterized. The transcript has 3 exons. Bases 1 to 159 code for a protein of 52 amino acids. The record is from RefSeq and is a predicted model, not a curated record. Lineage: Eukaryota; Fungi; Basidiomycota; Agaricomycetes; Boletales; Suillaceae.
AUGCUCAUGGGCCUCGUGUCAGGUUCACUGCAUGACCAAGGGGAUUUUUACCAUCUCAUACUUGCUGGAUCGUUUCUGGAGUGUUUAUAUCUAUUCAUGUUAUCUUUGUCAAAACUGGAUCAGUACUACCAGGUAAUAUAUUUCUCUCUCAAGGAUUAGGCUUGGGUAUUGCGACAGGGCUCUUGUAUGUUCCUAGCAUGGCUGUCAUCUCGCAUCACUUCCAACAGAGGCGCACACUGGUUAUGAUGUUCAUUGUU